AUAUGGAAGAGAAAUCGUUGGCAGAGCAAGAAGGUAGCUAUUAUAAAGAAGACCAAAAGCAGAACUCAGAAGAAGUAAUAUUUUACCUAAUGAUGUACUUUGAUUCGGAUCCUUGAUGAAGCCAAUCGAAGUGCUAUGAAGUUCUGGCUGAAGAUAUUGACCCUAAUGUUUAUGGCUCAGAUGGAUUCACACCAUUACACCUUGCUAUAAAAUUUAAGCAAAUUAAUGCAAUUAAUUUCUGAAUUAAGGUUAACAAAGUUGCUCUGAAAGAGGGAAGACCAGAAGUGUUUGAUUUCAGGCUUCGGUCAAAAUAGCGGCCACACUUGAUUCCAUCUUGCUUGCAUUUAUGGUUUCGGAAAAUUUAUUGACUUAUUAAUUCAAGAUCGUUAUCUUACCUCGAAGUUGAGCUUUAAAGACCGAGACAAAGAAGGCAAGAGGCCCAGUCAAUACGUUCCCUUCAAUUCACAGUAUUUUAAAUAAAUGUAAAAGGAUCGAAAAACUUUCUAUUCUGAGAUUUCAGAAAUAAGCGUUGUGGAGUAAAAUCAAAAUUGAUCUCUCCGACUGUAAAAAUAAGUGAUGACAACUCUGAGUGUGAGCUAGAAGAAAAUAUUUUUGGGGGCUCAGAAGACAGCCUUCCACAAAUCGCAGCUGAGAGGGUGCUAAAUAGCAUGAAUAUCUCAGGAACUGGAUGGAGACAAGGCCAUAAGCCAAAGAUAGAAUCUCUGACAUGUAUUUCUUUACCCCAAACAGUCAAUCAGACUGACAUUCCUUGUUUUGAUUACUUGAUCCAGAAUUAAAAAACACAAUUUCAAGCAAUGUAAUGAUUUUGAAGAGAACUAUGAUUCAGAAUUUGUUAACUGUAAAGUAUUCAUUCAAGAAUUUCGGAAGAACAAGCCUAUGAGGGAAGAAAUCCUUGCUGACAAUAUCAGCAGAGCAACAUUGACUUCAGGUGCUCUUAAGAUCAGCAUAGAUAAAUCUCCUCAAAUGUUCUCUCUAAAUAAAGUUAUUGACACUCCUUCAAGAGAGGACUGAGCCCCUGAUACCAGAAUUGAGGAAGGUCUGAACUUUGGCCUGGUCCUGAAUGACAUCCAGAACCAAGAGAAUAUUAGCCAGGAAAGUACAAUUGAAGAGCAAUUUUGAAAUCCUUCUUUUUCAACUGGACUAAUCCGCAGAAUGUCUGCUAAGAAAUCCUCUCUGAAUAUCUCCUGAGCAGGGAUUGAUUAUGCAGAUUUUGCCUCUAAACACCAGACAGCUAGAAAUCUGAGACCGAAAAUUUUUAAUUUUAAGAAAAUUAAAAGGAAUUUCAGGGUAAAAAGGACUGAGCAGCCAAAAAGAGAUGUGACUUAUGAACAAUUUGAGAAAGAAAUGGACACUCUUGAUGAGAAUGAGGCCAUAGCUGAGAUGCAGCCUUGAGUGCAAAAGUAUAUCAGCAACAACAGCAGGAGUUCAGCUAAUCUCGCCUCAAAAGUUAUGAGAUUUGACACUGAUAAGAAUACAGUUGAUCUAAGGAGCCAAGCCCGGUAUAACAUGUUCUUAAAAGGCCAGGAUAUUGGUAGCAAAUGGAUUCAAAGAUCGUUUACGAACGGAAAUAAUAUCAGGAACUUACUUUCCUCUGGGACAAAAGACUAUCGGUAUCAAUCCCUGGUGCAGCAAAGAGGUGUGGCCAAACCUCUUUAUGUGAAAUACAGACAAUUCUUUGAGUCUAUUGACUCUCUGAACCAAAUUUUAACUCAUAUUGACUUGAGCAUUAUGGAGACAAAGGGAAACUUAAAUAUUUCAAUAGUUGAUAUGGUCAGUCUUUUGCGAAGAAGACAAGAUUUGCCUAAACUCCCAAAAACUGUGGUUGAAUACAUUAAGACACAGAUUAAAUUCAGAAGGUAUCGCCUAGAUAGGAAUACUUCAGGGUAUGCUUUCCGGCCAACAAACUUGAUUUUUGAAUACCUAAUGAGAGAACUUAAGUUAUCAGCAGUAGAGUGAACUCUUAGGACUCCAUCAAGUUUCAAGAUGUCAAGCUCAGCAAACCUAAUCGGACCGAAGUCAAUCUCCUUUGGUUGUCAUAAAGUUGACCCUCGUUUAUAAUUUUCAACAAAG
Molecule: messenger RNA, 2091 nt
Organism: Moneuplotes crassus
Lineage: Eukaryota; Ciliophora; Spirotrichea; Euplotida; Euplotidae
Source: the annotation of a GenBank genome assembly